GGACCACCGCUGAGACACAUGGCUCUCCUGAGGUCGGGCUGGCUGUGGAGACAGACUUCUGUCCUAAAACGCUGGAAGUUAAACUGGUGUGACCUUUGGAUAGACGGGAGUCUUUGCUUCUACAAGAAUGACAGUAGGCGAGAGUUGGAGCACCGCGUCAGCCUCAAGACAGCAUGUGUAGAUGUGAGAUCUGGCCUGGAAUGUGGAGAUGUGACUCCACCAGAGAGUAAUCCCAGAGAGAAUUGCAUUGUGGUUCAGCUCAAAGACGGCUCAACAGUCAAUCUGUGUGCAAACAGUGAGGAUGAAUCCAUAGCAUGGAAACUGACUCUGCUGGACACCAAGAGAAACCCGGUGUUCACAUACGACCCAUAUGAUGACUCCUACCAGGCUGUUCCUAUCAACAGCCAUCAUACUGUCUACAUCACACCUGGAGCAGGACCAGGAACCCACCAGGUGGUUGUUCAGAGGGACCCAUUUGAUGGAGUGUUAGAUAAUCUAGCACUGGGAUUACUGGCAGGCAUGGCAGCAGGAACAGCCAUGCGAUCCUUCCUCUGGAUGCCCUUCUUUUUCUGCUGAGAUGAUCUCCAUUACUGACAUGACAACGCCUGCACACAG
Molecule: messenger RNA, 615 nt
Organism: Micropterus dolomieu (smallmouth bass)
Lineage: Eukaryota; Metazoa; Chordata; Actinopteri; Centrarchiformes; Centrarchidae
Gene: plekhb1
Product: pleckstrin homology domain containing B1
Exons: 6
Coding region: 19-576 (185 amino acids)
Biological process (GO): regulation of cell differentiation
Cellular component (GO): membrane
Source: RefSeq, a predicted model, not a curated record